AUGAGCAUCGUCAUCGGUGGCCGGCCCCAGACAGGCCCCAUGCAAACCAUCGGUGGCGUGCGUGGCAGCAGAUUGUUCGAAUACCCUCACCUGGUCAAGAUGUUGGAAGCGUACCAGAGCCAGACGACGGCCAACCCGGACUCCGCCGAUCCGACGGAGCAGAUUUCUGCCGAACUCAUUGCUGCUCAUUACCUCAGUCUCGUCAAGGACAUGGCACGGGUGAACGACCUAUGCACGAUCGCGCGCAAUCUCCUCGCCACCACCAAAAAGGCCCAGAACCUCGCGGCGGAGAAGGGCUUCGAUCAACAGAUCCUGGAACUCAUCAACGGAACUGGCCGUAAAAGGAAAUACGAUGAGGUGGACGCUGAUCAAUUACAUUUGGAUGAUUCGACCGCCGAUUCGUCCUCUCCUGGUCCGUUGCUUGUACCACCACCGCCACCGGGCGUGGUAAACGCUCACGGGUGCGACACCAAGAUCGACCAGGCUUCACCCGGCACCGAAGACGUGCAAAUCGGCGCGGGUCAUGGUAUCGUACGUAUUCGCCCUCCGCUGCCUUGUGUUUCUCAUCCCAACAUUGAUCGGCGGAGCUUUGAUGGCAUGACUGCCUCCGGAAAACAAGGGUGGUUUGCUAGCCGGCAACUUCUUGACCAACACCGUCGGUUCAAACCCACACCUCCAGCACCGGCGUGCACCAGCACCCAGUCACCCGGCUGGACGUUCGCUCGUACCACCAGCGCACCGUAA
This is a messenger RNA of Fonsecaea erecta, 744 nucleotides long. RefSeq lists its product as hypothetical. The record is from RefSeq and is a predicted model, not a curated record. Bases 1 to 744 code for a protein of 247 amino acids. The transcript is spliced from 3 exons. Lineage: Eukaryota; Fungi; Ascomycota; Eurotiomycetes; Chaetothyriales; Herpotrichiellaceae.